Messenger RNA from Ornithorhynchus anatinus (platypus), 810 nucleotides. RefSeq names its product keratin-associated protein 10-2-like. Gene Ontology annotation, cellular component: keratin filament. The coding region runs from base 1 to 810 and encodes 269 amino acids. The record is from RefSeq and is a predicted model, not a curated record. The transcript has a single exon. NCBI's taxonomy places the organism in Eukaryota, Metazoa, Chordata, Mammalia, Monotremata, Ornithorhynchidae.
AUGGCCGCCACCUACUGCCCCGGGCCCUGCGUUCCCAUGGAUUCUGCCGUCUCCGUCUGCUCGAGCGAGGGCAGUUGCGGGAGCCUCGUCUGCCUGCCCGGUUCUUGCAACGUUUCAUCCUACGCCCUGGACAACUGCCAAGAGACCUGCUGCGAACCUCCCUGCUGCGCGCCUCCCUGUUGCGUACCCAGCUGCCGCCAGCCCGCUUGCUGCAGCGCGGCGUGCUGCCCACCCCCCUGCCGCGUGGCCCUCCUCUGCCGACCGGUCUGCGGCGUGCCCGCCGGCUGCCCGUCGGCCUGCACCGGCUCCUGCUCGCCGUCUUGUUGCCGACAGUCUUGCGGCCAAGACUCCUGCUGCCGAUCAGCCGGCUGUCAAGAUUCCUGCUGCCAAGAUCCUUGCUGCCAAGACCCUUGCUGCCAAUCCGCUGGCUGUCAAGAUUCUUGCUGGCAGUCAUCUGGCUGCCAAAGCUCUUGCUGCAUCCCCGUUUGCUGCGAGCCAGUCUGCUGCGUGUCCACCCCCUGCCCGAGCGCCUCCUGCGGAGACCCUUGCUGCCGGCCCUCUUGCUGCGUCUCCACCUGCCGCCGGCCCGCUUCUUGCGUAUCGCUCCUCUGCCGCCCAGUUUGCAGCCGCCCGGUCUGUUGCGUGCCCGUCUGCUGCAAGCCGGCCUGCUGCGACUCCAGCUGCUGCGCGCCUGCCCCCCGCCAGCCCUCUCGUUGCCGAUCGGCCUCCUGCGUCUCUAUGAUCUGCCGACCCAUCUGCGGCCGGCCCGCCUGCUGCGGGGUCACUUCCGGCCAGGGGUCCUGCUGCUGA